AUGGCUACGGAUGUAUUAGAUGAAAAUCGUUUUAAAAAUCAAUGUUCUCUAUAUGAAUCAACUCGUGUUCAAUUAAGUAAAGACUCUAUAAAUCAUCCUCCAACAACAUCGACAGUAUUAAAUUCACCAUCAAUGUCUACAACUACUCAUAAUCGACGUGUUAAAUAUCCAACACAAACAAAUUUGCCUUCAUCUCAUUCAUUAUCGAAUUCAAUUCAUAAUCGACAUUCUGGUUCUUCUGAUAUAUUCACUUUUAUUCGUUCGUUUGCAAUGAAACCUUUUAAAACAUCGUCAAUGACAAAUGCUGUAGCUGGAGGAGAAACAAGCAAUGUUAUAGGUGGUAGUAAUAUGCGUAAUAAAUCUUCUGUCAGUCUCCUAAGAUAUCGUCCAUUGAGUGACGUUUUGACCGAUCACACUUCUUAUACACAAUCUAAUCAUGCAGUUGAAGAAUUUCUUAAACAUAUGGAAUGGUCAGUAAAUUCAACAACAGAAGAAACACGUGUAAAAUGGAAUACAGCUAUGAAAUUUUUAAUUCCGACUAAAUAUGAUGUUAAUCGAGCAAUUGAUUUGUAUAAAAUGCAUGAGCAUCUUCGUAAAAUAGAAAAACUUGAUCGUAUUUGGAUAAAAAAUCCUUAUCUUAUUCGUGAAAUUGAAUCAAGCAAAUUUUUUCAACUGUCACAAUUACCAAAUCAACCAUUAACAGUUGUAUUUACAGCAUCAAAUCUUAAUUAUUCAACAAUUAAUGAUUCACUUUCACAACAAGAUUAUGAAUUAAUUACAUUACAAGCAUUAGUUUGUCAACUUGAUGUUGCAACUGAAAGUAUUGAAGUUCAACAAAAUGGUAUAAAUUUUAUUUAUGAUAUGCAAAAUUGUUCUACAUCACAAUUCAAUAUAAAUCUUAGUAAAAAAAUUCUUAAACUUCUUCAAGGUGGUUAUCCAGCAAUGUUAAAAAAUAUAUUUGUUAUAUCAGCUCCGAAAUGGUUUAGAGUAACAUUCUUUACAGUAGAUCAAAUACGUGAAUGUUUAACAACACAAUAUGGUUAUUCAUUAGAUAAUAUUCCAAUAUCAUUAAGUGGUACUUAUGAUCCAACAAUUACUGGUCAUACUCGUUAUCAAAUGUGUUUAUCAAAAGUAACAAAUAAUCAUUCAAUAUGUUAUUCUUAUUAUUCUCUUGAUUAUCAACCAAUGACAACAAAAUCAACGAAUGAUAAUUUUCUUUUUGACAGUGGUCAUUAUAAUCAAGACAAAUCGAUCAUUUCAUCAAAAACAAUAACAACGCCUUCGCCAUCAUCACUUGUUCGACUUGUUUCUUCAAAACGUAAUAAUGAAUCAUUAUCAUCAUCACAAGUGCGUAUGCGAAAACGUGAAUCAUCAUUAUCGAAUGAUCAUGAUAAACGCCGACGAUCUAAUGACAGUCUUAUUGAAGAAGAAUCACUUACAAUGAAUUUAUCAUCAUUAUCACGAAAAGAAAAUUUUGAUGAUCAAUUAAAACGAAAUGAAAAUUAUCAUUAUUCGUAUACGGAUCAAAAACAAAAAAAUGAUCAUAAUGUAGGAAAUAUUAUGAAUGAAAACGAAUGUCGUGAAUUGAAAUGUAAUACUAAACGAACACCAAUAAUAAAUAGUUAUAAACCAUUAAAUGAAAUGGAAUUUUUGUCUAAAACAAAUUCUGAAAUAAGACAAGAAUUUCGUAAAAUGCUAAAUCCACCAGCAAAGGAUACACAUGUUGCAAAAUACGAAGAAAAUCUUGAUAAAUCUCGUUAUCGUGAUGUUCUACCAGGUGAAUCAACUCGUGUUAAACUUCAAGAUAAUACUGAUCAAAAUGAUUUUAUCAAUGCUAAUUAUGUUAGUGGUUAUAAUAAUCAAGAAAAAGCUUAUAUAUUUACUCAAGGACCAUUACAAGCAACAGUUAAAGAUUUUUGGCGUAUGAUAUGGCAAGAAAAUAUAUCUAUUAUAGUCAUGACAACAAAUAUUCGUGAAUCCGGUACAAUGAAAUGUUAUCCAUAUUGGCCAUUAAGAACAAAAGAAUAUCUUAAUAGUGGUUUAUAUCAAAUUCAAAAUGAAAAAUCUGAUCAAUAUGAUAGUUUUAUAAUAACAACAUUAUUAUUAAAGAAAAAGAAUCAUUCCGAAAUUCGAACUAUUUAUCAUGCACAUUAUCUUAAAUGGCCUGAUCAUGGUAUACCAAGUGGAACAAAAGAUGCAUUAUUAUUUUUAGAAAAAGUUGAAUAUUAUAAAGAUUUAAUAAAAACAAAAUCUCCAGUUCUUCUUCAUUGUUCCGCUGGUAUUGGACGUACAGGUACAUUUUGUGCAAUUGAUAUUGGUAUAAAACGAUAUUUAAAUGAAAAAAUUAUUGAUAUACCAUCAACUGUUGUUAAAAUGAGACAAGAACGUGCCGGUAGUGUUCAAACAGAAGAUCAAUAUUUAUUUGUUUAUUUAGCAUUGAUGGAUUUUAUUAAACAACAACAAACUUUACAAGAAAAAAUUCAAAAUUUAGAAUUAACAAAUAGUAAAAUAUCAUUUGAAUUAGAUCAAACAAUUACAGCAUCUUUAAUAAAUACAUCAAAAAUAAUAAAUUUACAAGAAUCAGUAUCUCAACAAGUUAAAAUAUCAAGUGAUUCUUUAGUAACAAAUAUUCCACCUUUAAUAUCAUCUAUAAAUGAAAUUAUUCGACAACAAACUUCAUCAGAAACAAGUUCAUUAAUGCCAUCGACUAAUGACAAUGAAAUAGAUAGAAAAAUUCAUACAUAG
Molecule: messenger RNA, 2745 nt
Organism: Rotaria sp. Silwood1
Lineage: Eukaryota; Metazoa; Rotifera; Eurotatoria; Philodinida; Philodinidae
Source: the annotation of a GenBank genome assembly